AAUUAAAACAUGAAUAUAAUAUCCUCACACAAGCCUUAAGAAGUCGAUCAAUUUCUAUUCUGGGUACUCUCUCCUUCUAUCAUCAUCUUCAGGUUCUUGGUUACUUGCUAAUCUUGAGAUAUCAUGACGGAAAAUUACUGCAAUGCAAGUGCUAGUGCAAGCUCCAGCUCGAGUUUGACAGGCAGCUUGCCAGACACAGAGGAUGACCAAACCAUUGCUAACAUCUUGGCAGAAGAAGAAAACUUGAGAAAUGAUGGGAUGCUUGCGAAGAGGCUUUCACAUCUUGAUUCGAUUCCGCACACUCCCCGUGUUAAUGGGGACAUACCUGAUGUGAAUGAUGCCACCCUAGAUCAUGAGCGGCUGUCUGAAAGGUUGGCCACAUAUGGACUAGCUGAACUACAGAUUGAGGGUGAUGGGAAUUGCCAGUUUCGAGCAUUAGCGGAUCAGCUUUUUCGCAAUCCAGACUAUCACAAACAUGUUAGGAAGCAGAUUGUCAAGCAGCUAAAACAAUGCAGAAAGUUAUAUGAGGGUUAUGUUCCAAUGAAGUACAAAAGCUACCGGAGGAAGAUGAAAAAAUCAGGUGAAUGGGGAGAUCAUAUCACUCUACAAGCGGCUGCUGACCGAUUUGGAGUCAAAAUAUGCCUAGUCACAUCUUUUCGAGACACCUGCUAUAUUGAGAUCCUUCCCAAAGACAAGAGCCCUACAAGAGAUAUUUGGCUUAGCUUCUGGAGUGAAGUACAUUACAAUUCCUUAUAUGCAAGCGGAGAUGUUCCUACCAGGCCGCCAAGAAGAAAGCACUGGCUUUUCUAGAAUAACAAAACCUUGAAGUUAUUAUAGCUUAUGUAAAUUCUUCUUUACUCUGAGCAUCAAACUGUUUUAAUUUUAUUAUCAAAAUUACUUUGGGUCCAGGCCUGCCUUUGAUAAAUUAUAAUGAACAUAUAUAAACUUU
Molecule: messenger RNA, 949 nt
Organism: Rubroshorea leprosula
Lineage: Eukaryota; Viridiplantae; Streptophyta; Magnoliopsida; Malvales; Dipterocarpaceae
Source: the annotation of a GenBank genome assembly